AUUACCCAGAAUGCACCAAGCGGGGUUAGAGGUUAUUUAGACAUGAAUAGCAUAACAGCUAGGCCACGAGCCUCUUCUUACAGUUUACAUUGGACCCUUUCCCUAUUUAUUGAGUAACAUUUGUUAUCUCUUUCACACGGCUGAUAGCGCGGCUUUCUGCCACGUAUCUGGGGGAGUGAAUGAGCGACGGCGACGCUGCAGCUGCUGCUGAGCGGGACACACGACCUGCUGCCGAACAGAACAAACAGCCGGUCCCGCUCGACUGCUGCGGAGGUCUGAACAACGUCGACUAUUCCAAGAUGGACUUGAUGCCGAUUGAAGAAUUCUUAAGACACAUUAACUUUCACGACCCAAACCUUUCCAUCGCAGCGAUUGCCAUCGUAUUCAACCCUCUCUUCUGGAAUGUGGUGGCACGAUGGGAGCAUCGCACUCGGGGACUCUCCAGGCUCUUUGGUGGCCCCUAUGUGGCCUGUUGUGUUCUGGGACUCGUCAUCAUUCUGCUCAACGUUUUCCGGAGCCACAGGAUGACAGUGGUGAUGAAGACCCAGGCCAGAUGGGAGCUGAUGGAGCGGACGGAUGUUUUCUACGUCGGGAUCUCCUUUAUAGUGAUGGGAACGGUUCUGGUGGUCAGCAGUUUUCUCGCUCUGGGCUUCACUGGAACAUUUUUAGGUGACUAUUUUGGCAUACUGAUGGAUGAGAAGGUGACCGGUUUCCCCUUCAGCGUCGUAGAGAACCCGAUGUAUUGGGGCAGCACAGCCAACUACCUCGGCCUGGCGCUCAUUGGUGCCAGUCCUGUUGGGUUAGUCCUUACUGCCAUAGUGGCCCUGGCUUACAAAGUGGCCAUAAGAUUCGAAGGACCAUUCACGGAGCAGAUCUAUCUGCAGAGAAAUCAACGCCGCAAACAUGAGUGAUUGCAUCCCUCACCUGCUGGUGGGGCGGCUGAGGAUUCCCAUCCGGGCGCGUGGACGGACGCACACCGGCUGUAGUCGUUAAUGGACCACUUGAGCGGAAACGCAGGGAAAUGUGUGCGGAUGCAACUUAUUUCUUAAAACGAAUCAGGAAGCUUAAAGCUGCACAAUGUAACGCUUAUAGCUUUUAAUUCCAACUCUGGAAAAAAUGAAGAGACCACUGAAAGAGUCCCAUUGAAAACCUCCUUGUUACUCCACAAAAUAUUGAUUUCUGAACUCUUCCUGAGUUAAAACAUGACUAUUGUUGUUUGUAAAUAAAAAUCUCCUUUUUUUUGUCUUUGCAUUAUAUAUGUUCUUGAAGCGAUGCAUGUAAAAUGCUACUUGGGCAUGAGUACUUACCACGGCACUGUAGCUGCUUUGUUGAAGCAAAUCACUUUGAAUCCAACAAUAGAAGAGACACAAUGCCAGCGCGGUGACAUCACCUCGUUCCCCACAAAAGGAAACUUCCAGACGAUAAAACCGCCACGUCUCUCUGUGAUUCUUUGAUUUCUUCCAUCUGUAUUCCUCUCCUGCGUCCUCUCAGCACUGACACUGUGAAAUCCAUUAUCGCUCUGUACCUGGGCUUUUUUUUUAACAGCAGGCUAAUAGUGAAUGGCUUCUAGGAAAAGACAGAUUUUUAGGGAAAUGAUGAUUUUUUAAAAAAGAGACAUAUUUGACGUUAUGCAACAGUUUCCGCUCAGGUUGUUUCCACUGACUUCUAACAGCAACUAGAAAAGGUCACCUCUAACAAGGACCAGCAAAGUUCAGGUGCUUUCACCUACAGUGCUGUAUUAGGGCCGUUGGAGAUAAGAGAAGAAAAAAUACAUUUCUUCCAAAUAUUUCUAGAUUAUUUUCCCAUAUUUACAAGAAAAAUUAUGAAUUCCAAAGAAGAAAUUUUGGGGGUUUUUUAUAACGUAAAGGCAUAAAUUUAUGACUUUAGAAUUAAGAUAUUAUCAGAGAUUGUAAAACCAGAAAUGUGCGUGGCGUUUUGAUGCUUUGAAAUUGGGCCUUUGUCUCUUUAAGAAGCUUCUACUCUUUCUGAGACUCCGCCUUCAGGAAGUCAUCUGUUAUGUUGUUAGGAGCGUUGGACUCAGAAUUGGUCUGUAUAAUGAGCUCAGCAGACACUUAUAUCCAUCAGACUAAAUUUUCUUCCUUUAGCUUAGUUGGCUAAAAUUUAAAUUUGGAAUUUAAAUUUUAAGAAAUUAAAUUGCCUUGUUUACUUGAACAAGGUAAAGCAGAUACCGCCUUGUUGGGUCUCCAUUUCAAUGAAUCGAGGGGGAAAGAAAAGAUUAUUUUUGAAUGAUUUCACCAACCAACUUUAUGUGUUUGUGUGCCGCCCGUGACAUCUAAUGUGUUUCAUUAGAUGUCAAUAAAUCUGACGAAAAGCCCUUCCUGUUCCCACUGGACCAGUUUGAUCAUUUCUUUCAUAUAAAUUGUUGUUACGUCAUAAACUGCUUUUUGUACAUUUGUUCUCUUCAUGCCCCUGGUAAAAAGUCAGGAGUUUGUAAGACAGAAAAUGAGACAAAAAUAUUCAAACACCUUUUCUAUGUAUAAUUUGAGAUUCAUCGUGAACAAUUCAACUGAAAAGGAUGAUGUAAGACUCUGAGGGAAUCCAUGCCUAUGCAUCCAAGUUAUUGAAAUUCUUUGUUUUUAAUUUUUCCAACUUGUUUUUUUUGUGUGUGUGUGUGUUCCUGUCCAUUCAAAUGGUUUAUUAAACAUGUUGUAGAGUC
This is a messenger RNA of Gambusia affinis (western mosquitofish), 2677 nucleotides long. RefSeq names its product phosphatidylethanolamine N-methyltransferase (gene pemt). Gene Ontology annotation, molecular function: phosphatidylethanolamine N-methyltransferase activity. The record is from RefSeq and is a predicted model, not a curated record. Gene Ontology annotation, biological process: phosphatidylcholine biosynthetic process. NCBI's taxonomy places the organism in Eukaryota, Metazoa, Chordata, Actinopteri, Cyprinodontiformes, Poeciliidae. Bases 180 to 911 code for a protein of 243 amino acids. The transcript is spliced from 7 exons.